This is a messenger RNA of Prinia subflava (tawny-flanked prinia), 1414 nucleotides long. It is a transcript of the gene SPRING1, whose product is annotated as SREBF pathway regulator in golgi 1. Lineage: Eukaryota; Metazoa; Chordata; Aves; Passeriformes; Cisticolidae. The record is from RefSeq and is a predicted model, not a curated record. The coding region runs from base 133 to 750 and encodes 205 amino acids. The transcript is spliced from 5 exons. Gene Ontology annotation, biological process: positive regulation of SREBP signaling pathway.
UUCCGCCUGCCCGCCCCGCCGGCGGAAGCGCUCGGGCCGCGCCGGGGCCGCGCUGGGGCCGCCCGGGCCGGCGCUCUCGCUGCGGGCCGCCGGUGAUGCCCGCGCCGGGCCCGCGCCGCUCCCCGCCCGGCCAUGGUGCCCUGCGGGGCCGUGCUCUGGCGGCGGCUGCUCAGGAAGCGCUGGGUCCUCGGCGUCGUCUUGGGGCUCUCGCUCGUUUACUUCAUCACCAGCACCUUCAAGCAGGAAGAGAGAAUGGUGAGAGAUCGGAACCUCCUCCAAGUGCAGGAGCAUGAGCAGCCCAUCAUGUGGAAGGUGAAGUUCAGCUCGGGGAACAGCAGCCAGCUGAGCAACCAGUGCAGGAACUCUGUGCAGGGGAAGCUCCUCAUUACAGAUGAACUGGGCUACAUCUGUGAGAGGAAGGACCUGCUGGUGAACGGCUGCUGCAAUGUGAACGUGCCCAGCACCAAGCUGCACAGCUGUGCCAGCUGCCUGCCCAACGGCUGCUGCAGCGUCUACGAGCACUGCGUGUCCUGCUGCCUGCAGCCCAGCAAGCAACAUCUCCUGGAGCGGUUCCUGAACCGGGCAGCGGUUGCUUUCCAGAACCUCUUCAUGGCAGUGGAAGAUCACUUUGAGCUGUGUCUGGCCAAGUGUAGGACUUCAUCACAGAGCGUGCAGCAUGAGAACACCUACAGAGACCCAAUUGCCAAAUACUGCUAUGGCGAGUACCCCCCAGAGCUCCUGCCUGUGUGAGGGCUGCAGAUGUGAGCAGAAGGAAGGAACUGGAGACUUGAAUCCAAAAGAACAAGACAGCAGCUGUUGCUUUACCAAAGCCUCGGUGCAAAAACCUUGUCUUGUGUGUGGGGGCAAACCCAGAGGUGAACAGAGGAAGUAAGGAACUGAAGUUCUUCAGGACUGAAUCUUGCUGUCUUCAAUUCUUUAUGCACCUGCUUUGGAGGUGCUGUGCUACUGUGCCAGUGCAUUCUUUGAAUACUUCCUCUAAACUUCAGGAAUUGUGGAAUCAAUCUCGGCUCUAGGACAUCAUGGGAAAAAUAUCUCAAGUGGCUUUGGAGCUGUAAAUGGAGGUUUGGUUGUGUCUCUGCAGUCCAGAGUCUUUCCAGAGUGACAGUGGUACCUGGAGGACUUUUCCUUUCAGAAAGCAAAGCAUGCCUGCUGUGCUCCUCUCUCUGGAACCUUUCUCGACAUGCAUGGUGUACACUACGUAUGUAAUUAUGAAUUAUUUAUUCAUUUUAUAUGGCUCCCUGGCUGAAGCAUGGGUGCUUGGCAUAGCUAGUUGUGGAUGCCUUUCAGUCCCUGCUUUGCUGUGUCAGCUAGGAAGGAUAUUUUAGAUCCUGACUAAAGUUGGUAGGGUUUUUUUUUUCUCCUUAGUCUAAAGAAAUUGUAUUGGGAUUUGUCA